Messenger RNA from Sphaeramia orbicularis (orbiculate cardinalfish), 4369 nucleotides. RefSeq names its product inactive phospholipase C-like protein 2. Gene Ontology annotation, biological process: phosphatidylinositol metabolic process; gamma-aminobutyric acid signaling pathway; release of sequestered calcium ion into cytosol. Gene Ontology annotation, molecular function: phosphatidylinositol-4,5-bisphosphate phospholipase C activity. The transcript has 6 exons. Bases 464 to 4093 code for a protein of 1209 amino acids. The record is from RefSeq and is a predicted model, not a curated record. NCBI's taxonomy places the organism in Eukaryota, Metazoa, Chordata, Actinopteri, Kurtiformes, Apogonidae.
UGGCACUUCUUGAAUUUGUCCCGCGGAUGCCUGAGAGAGGGGAAGCUCCUCCGCUUGCAAACACUGCAAAAGUAGACAGGACGCGAGGGCGAUGCGCACAGGAGCGGACGUGGUGAGCCGGAGCGAUUUUCGAGGACAAGGAGACGAAAAAGCGCAAAAGAGGAGCGGAAAAAGCCUGAUCAGAAAUCUGUUUUAGACUCAGCGCCUCCCCAAAACAGCUUAUUCAGAGGACGGAGGAGGUCGCCUGGUGGGGGGGGUAAACCGUCUCCGUCUGUUGGUGGGUUCUGCAGGACGCUCCUAGUCCAGACGCGGCCGUGCGCUCCGAUCAUGGACCACCAACCCUGAACCGGACGCAAACAAGUCCACCGUGCUUUAGACAAAAUGGGCUGUUUUUUUUCCACGGUGGAGUCGAGGGUUUUCCUGUAACAUCAGAGGAAAGAGGAGGAGGUGGAGGGGGGGGAUCAUGGCAGGGGUACACGCUUCAGAUGCCGGAUCGGGACAUUUUCUGGAUCCCUUAGCCCAGGGCGCGACCAACGCAGCGGGAGUCGCCGGAGAUGCGGCCGCGCUUCCUCCAACCGGUACCCGGACAUAUCUGGAGGUGUCUGCCGCUGCCCAGGGCUACGGGGCCGAGGGAGUUUACACCAAUGGACGCUACAGGGAACACAGCAGUCCAAGGAUCGGGAGUGGCAGCCGCGAUAAUUCCGCCGAGAGAAGUCAGGGAGGUGGAAACGUACCUUGCGGCAUCAUGAAGGAUGGUUCCAAACAGAGGCAGGUGAGGAAGAAGACGGUUUCCUUCAGCUCAAUGCCAAGUGACCGCAAGAUUAACAGCACAGCUGCUUGCAUGGCCUUCAUGAUGGAGGGUUGUGAAAUGAAGAAGGUGCGCUCCAACUCACGCAUGUACAACCGAUACUUCCUGCUGGAUCCAGACAUGCACUGGCUUAGAUGGGAGCCUUCCAAAAAGGACUCGGAGAAGGCCAAAUUGGAGAUCAAGAGCAUUAAGGAGGUUCGCUUAGGAAAGAAAACUCCAGUUCUCCGCAGCAAUGGCCUCUCAGAUCAGUUCCCUGAUGAGUGUGCCUUUUCAAUCAUCUAUGGGGAUAACUAUGAAUCCUUAGAUUUGGUAGCCAGUACGGCAGACGUUGUCAGCACCUGGGUGAUGGGCCUGAGGUAUCUGGUUUCUUAUGGACGACACACUGUAGACAUGGUUGAACCUAGUCAGCCAAGUUUACGAACGUCCUGGAUCGGCUCAGUGUUUGAGCUUGCAGAUAUGGAAAAAGAAGGACAUAUAGACCUCUUCAGGGCCACUCAGAUAAUCAAGGGGCUUAACCCUGGAAUGAAAGAGUCGAGAAUAGAGCUGAAGUUCAAAGAACUGCAGAAAGCAAAGGACCAAUAUGGAGAGGCAAUUAACAUGGACACCUUUGUGGAGGCCUACUGUGAGCUCUGCACACGACCAGAAAUUUUCUUUUUACUGGUACAAUUCUCAAGUAACAAGGAAUACCUGGACAGUAAAGAUCUGAUGUUAUUUGUGGAAGUAGAGCAGGGUGUUGAAGGUGUGACAGAAGACAUGUGCAGGGAAAUUGUGCAGAAAUUUGAGCCAUCUUCUGAAGGCAGGGAGAGGGGAUAUCUCUCUAUAGAUGGCUUCACACACUACCUCCUCUCUUCUGAAUGCCACAUCUUUGACCCCCAGCACAAGCGUGUUUGUCAGGACAUGAACCAGCCUCUGUCCCACUACUACAUCAACUCGUCACAUAAUGCCUCCCUUCUGGAGGACCACUUCUGGGGUUCAUCUGAUAUCAGCAGCUACAUCCGAGCCCUGAGGAUGGGCUGUCGCAGCAUUGAAGUCAUCGUCUGGAAUGGCCCUGAUAAUGAACCAGUGGUGUAUGUGGGAAGUUCUGUUGCCUCACAGCUAGCGUUCUCUAAAGUCCUGGAUAUUAUAAACCAGUAUGCUUUUGAAAGUUCUGAGUAUCCUCUGAUACUCUGCUUAGUGACCCAUUGCUGCAUCCCCCAGCAAAGAGUCAUGGCCCAGCACAUGAAGAAGAUUCUUGGAGAUAAGUUGUACACUGAACCUCCGAAUAAGGAGGAAAACUACCUACCAUCUCCUGAGAAACUCAAGGGCAAAAUCCUCCUGAAGGGUAAGAGGCUCCCACCUAACUGCACUGACAAUGAGGGGGAUGUGACAGAUGAAGAGGAGGGUCUGGAAAUGUCACGAAGAGUAGGAGCUGAUGAGAAGGACCAGCUAAAUGGCUUGGGCUGCAAGAGGCUCAGGCUGUGCAGAGAGCUAUCUGAUCUGGUAUCUCUGUGCAAGUCAGUUCACUUCAGGGACUUUGAGAUCUCUAAGAGGGAGCAAAAACACUGGGAGAUUUGCUCCUUCAAUGAGGUAGAUGCCAACAGGUUUGCCAAUGAGUUUCCAGAGGAAUUUGUCUGUUAUAACAAGCGCUUUCUCUCCAGGGUAUAUCCCACACCAAUGAGAAUUGAUGCCAGUAAUAUGAACCCUCAGGAUUUCUGGAAGUGUGGUUGCCAGAUUGUGGCCAUGAACUAUCAGACCCCAGGGCUGAUGAUGGACCUCAACUUGGGCUGGUUCAGACAGAAUGGCAACUGCGGGUAUGUGUUGCGGCCAGCCAUCAUGAGGGAGGAGGUGUCCUACUUCAGUGCCAAUGCUAGAGACUCCCUGCCAGGGGUUUCUGCCCAGCUUCUUCACAUCAAGGUCAUCAGCGGACAGAAUUUGCCCAAGCCCCGUGGCUCUGCUGCUAAGGGCGAUGUGGUGGAGCCCUACAUUUAUGUGGAGAUUCAUGGUAUCCCGGCUGACUGUGCAGAGCAAAGAACCAAGACUGUGUCCCAAAAUGGUGACAACCCUAUUUUUGAUGAGAGUUUUGAAUUCCAAAUCAACUUACCAGAACUUGCCGUGCUGCGCUUUGUGGUGCUGGAUGAUGACUACAUUGGAGACGAGUUCAUUGGCCAGUACACCAUCCCCUUUGAGUGCCUACAGCCAGGCUACCGACAUGUUCCCUUACAGUCUCUGACAGGGGAAUUCCUACCCAACACCACCCUGUUUGUUCACGUAGCCAUCACUAACAGACGAGGAGGAGGAAAGGCACAUAAAAGGGGUAUAUCUGUCAGGAAGGGUAGGAAGGCCCGGGAGUACACCACCACCAAGACCACAGGGAUCAAAGUAGUGGACGAGCUCUUCAGAGCCUCCACCCAGCCCCUCAGGGAGGCCACAGACCUCAGAGAAAAUGUGCAGAAUGCCAUGGUGUCCUUCAAGGAGCUGUGUGGCCUAACCCCUGCGGCCAACAUGAAGCAGUGUAUCCUGACCGUGUCGACCUGGCUGAUGAACAGCGAGCGCUCCCUGAAGGUUACGGUGGACCUGAGCGAGACCUACCCCACCAUGGAGGCUCAGGGUCCAGUACCUGAACUACUGCGCAAAGUCCUCAAUGCAUAUGACAUGAUGAUCCAAACCAGCAGAACCCUGAUCGAGUCGGCCGACGUGGUCUAUUCCAAGCUCACACAAGCACAACGGGCAGGUCUGGACUUCCACGAGGACCUGCAUCGCAUCGGAGCAAAAGAAGGUCUGAAGGGUCGUAAGCUUCAGAAGGCCAUGGAGAGCUACGCUUGGAACAUCACUGUGCUCAAGGGUCAGGCAGACUUACUGAAACAUGCUAAGAGUGAAGCCCUGGACACUCUGCGGCAGAUCCACUGUGCAGCUCAGUCCUGUGGCCUCAGUAAGAACGGAGCAGCAUCUCCACAGCUUCAGCACCACCCGCAUCACCAGCCCCAGCAGCAGGUCCAGACGCAGCAGCAGCAGCAGCCGCCGCCGCCGCCUCAGGCCAAGAUCCACCCACAGCCUCCGCCACCGCCGCUACCCCACUACCAACCCCAGACCACACCUCCGGCUUAUCUCCACCCACAAACCCUGCCGCCUCUCCAGCUCCCUGCGCUUCCUCUGGUUCAAACUGUUACAAAACCGCCGGCUUAUCCUCAGCCCCCGCCCUUACCCCAGCUUCAGCUCCAGAGCCAGCAGCAGAGGGCAGCGGCACCUCUAGACGCCAUCCCCGAGAAGGAGAUGGUGGGUGGGGAUGAUCCGGCGGGGUCCUGCUGACCCGCAGCCUGUGCCCACAGAGAAACCUGCCAAGAGAGAGACAGCGAUAGGAAGGUAGAUACAGGAAAAGACGCGGAGGGAAAACAGGAAGCAGCGAUGGUCGCCAGUAAGGGAAGGGAGGUGGAGGAAGUAACGGAGAGAUUAACAGAUCUGGUGAUGGUGAGGAGGGCUCGUCGUGUUCGCAGUGAGACUCAGGUCUAAGAUCAGGUGGGAAGGUUUGACCAGAGGGUUUAGUCAGAGACCGGAGAGACAGACUUCUGAACUACGAACUGGAAA